Pollicipes pollicipes is the source of this 1676-nucleotide messenger RNA. Its product is annotated as endonuclease III-like protein 1. The coding region runs from base 22 to 1101 and encodes 359 amino acids. Gene Ontology annotation, cellular component: nucleus. Gene Ontology annotation, biological process: base-excision repair; nucleotide-excision repair; base-excision repair, AP site formation. The record is from RefSeq and is a predicted model, not a curated record. Gene Ontology annotation, molecular function: DNA binding; oxidized pyrimidine nucleobase lesion DNA N-glycosylase activity; DNA-(apurinic or apyrimidinic site) endonuclease activity. The transcript has 6 exons. Lineage: Eukaryota; Metazoa; Arthropoda; Thecostraca; Pollicipedomorpha; Pollicipedidae.
CAACCUAGAUUUGGUUUGCAUAUGUUUUUGAAGUCAUUGUUAUCUAUAAGUGUCACUGUUUUUUACCUUUUCACAGCCAUUUCCAGCUUAACUGUAUUAAUAUUUUGUUUGCUCCAGUCUGGAGUUUUGCAGAUAUCUUCUGCAAUAGCAUCAUCAACCAAGCAGCAUCAUCUCUUCCCAUUGUGGCAUCUCUGUGGUCGGUCACUCCAGAUGGAGAUGGUGAAGAAGAGAAGGGCACCAGAUGUAGCUGAUGAGUCUGGAGGUCCAAAAAAAGAGUGCCAGGAGCCCACCCAGUCUAGCAGACCUGAUGCACCACUGGCCAGCAAGCUGCGGAAAAAGAUAAAUGCCGAGCCCGGCCCCCCGCCGGCCGAGCCCUGCGUGCCCGACAUCGAGGACUGGUGCCCAGCCGGCUGGCAGCAGGUGCUGGAGAACGUGCGCAGCAUGCGCGCGGCCCGCGACGCCGCCGUCGAUCGGAUGGGCGCCGAGUCGUUCGCCGCCGAUCCCCAGGUCGUCACGCCCGAGCUGGCGCGUCUGCACGUGCUGGUCUCGCUGAUGCUCUCCAGCCAGACACGUGACGAGAUCAAUCACGCUGCCAUGACGCGGCUGAAGGCGGCCGGCCUGUCCGUGCCCUGGCUGCUGCAGGUGGACCAGGGCCAGCUGGCCCAGCUCAUCAAGCCCGUCGGCUUCUGGCGGCGGAAGGCAGAGUACCUGAAAAAGACAGUCAGAAUACUGCAGGACGAGUACGCGGGCGAUAUACCGCCAUCUGUCGAGAGCCUCUGCAAGCUUCCCGGCGUCGGCCCAAAGAUGGCGCACCUCUGCAUGAACAUCGCCUGGAAGCAGGUCUCCGGCAUAGGGGUGGACACCCACGUGCACCGCAUCAGCAACCGGCUCGGCUGGGUGCGUCGGCCGACGGCCACCCCAGAACGGACCCGGCUCGCCCUGCAGGCCUGGCUGCCGCGCCAGCACUGGAGCGAGAUUAACCUGCUGCUGGUCGGCUUCGGACAGCAGAUCUGCACGCCGGUGGCGCCUCGCUGCGGCGACUGCCUGAACUUCAGCCUCUGCCCUUCGGCGCGCCUCUCGCCCAAGAAGCCCAAACGGUAACGGAACCGCGAAGUCUGGCUCUGCGACACGCGCUGAAGGAGAGCGUGUGACGUGUCUGUUCUGUCGCGUGCUAGCCGGCGUCCCGUCCACCUCCGUGGGGGACGGAUACCAGUUCAGGGCGCGCCGAGUGGCGGCGCCGCCGGCGCAGCUCAGGUCCGCUGCGUGAGAAGCUUUGUCAUGUUGCGCAUCGCAAGGUCAGGUGUUGCAUUGGGCGCUGUCGCGGAGCGUUUGGGCGUGUGCUUAACGCGAGUGUCCAGAAAGAAGCGUGUGAGCGAGGCCCGACGUAUUAGGCGUCGGGAAAGCCACGUUUGGUGGAAGAGGCGUUGGGUAGCUGCUCGUGACAGGCGACACAGGAGGUCUGGCUGGACUUCAGGACCAUGUGCCAACUAGUGUUCAAACGAUUCGGCAGGUUGGAGACCUGCGGACACACUCAACUCGGAUUACGGUGGAGAACCGGAUAAGUGGUCCACGCAUGAAUGAAUGACAUCGAGAUAGUCCCAUCGUGUUUUUUUUUCGCCACCUGUAAUGGUUGCACUGUGCAGAACUUGCCUUUGAGUAAAGGAAUGCACGCUCCA